Messenger RNA from Gavialis gangeticus (Gharial), 5254 nucleotides. It is a transcript of the gene MYO5C, whose product is annotated as myosin VC. The transcript is spliced from 41 exons. The coding region runs from base 40 to 5253 and encodes 1737 amino acids. Gene Ontology annotation, biological process: actin filament organization; vesicle transport along actin filament. Gene Ontology annotation, cellular component: cytoplasm; vesicle; actin cytoskeleton. Gene Ontology annotation, molecular function: ATP binding; actin filament binding; microfilament motor activity. The record is from RefSeq and is a predicted model, not a curated record. Lineage: Eukaryota; Metazoa; Chordata; Crocodylia; Gavialidae.
CAGGGCCGGGCCGGGAGCACCUGGCACAGCUGCUCGCCCAUGGCGCUGGUUGAACUGUACACGCAGUACAACAGGGUUUGGAUUCCUGAUAGUGAAGAAGUUUGGCAGUCGGCAGAAAUCACAAAGGACUACAGAACUGGAGAGCGUGUGCUUCACCUACGAUUGGAAGAUGGAACUGAAUUGGCUUACUCUGUUGAUCCGACAGCCUUGCCACCUCUGCGAAAUCCUGACAUACUCGUUGGUGAAAAUGACCUCACUGCGCUUAGCUAUCUCCAUGACCCUGCUGUUUUACACAACCUUAAAGUUCGUUUUGUGGAGUCUAAGCUUAUCUACACGUAUAGUGGAAUCAUUCUGGUUGCAAUGAACCCCUACAAACAAUUACCAAUUUAUGGAGAUGCUAUUAUCCAUGCAUAUAGUGGGCAAAACAUGGGGGACAUGGAUCCACACAUAUUUGCUGUGGCAGAAGAGGCUUACAAGCAAAUGGCAAGAAAUAACAAAAAUCAGUCCAUUAUAGUCAGUGGAGAAUCAGGAGCUGGAAAGACUGUGUCUGCUCGGUAUGCUAUGAGGUAUUUUGCCAUGGUCAGUAAGUCAAGCAGCAAUGCACAUGUUGAGGAUAAAGUAUUGGCUUCCAACCCAAUAACAGAGGCUGUGGGUAAUGCAAAAACAACACGCAAUGACAACAGUAGUCGGUUUGGGAAGUAUACUGAAAUCAGCUUUGAUCGCAGGCAUCAGAUCAUUGGAGCAAAUAUGAGGACGUAUCUACUUGAGAAAUCCAGGGUUGUUUUUCAAUCAGAGAAUGAAAGAAACUACCACAUAUUCUAUCAGUUGUGUGCAUCUGCUCUGCAACCAGAAUUUAAGCCUCUUAAAUUGGGGAGUGCAGAAGAAUUUAAUUAUACACGAAUGGGUGGCAAUACUGUUAUUGAGGGAGUCGAUGACAGAGCAGACAUGAUGGAAACUCGGAAAACGUUCACUCUUCUAGGUCUGAAGGAAGAUUUUCAGAUGGAUGUUUUUAAGUUACUGGCAGCAAUCCUGCACUUAGGCAAUGUGCAAAUAAUGGCUGUUGGUGAUGACAGAUCAUCAGUCAGUCUGGAAGAUAAACAUCUUGAUAUAUUCUGUGAACUUCUGGAUUUAGAUAGUGAACCAAUGGCACAGUGGUUGUGCCAACGAAAGAUUAUCACUUCCUCAGAGACUGUAAUAAAGCCAAUGACAAAACUACAAGCUCUUAAUGCCAGGGAUGCAUUGGCAAAGAAAAUCUAUUCUCACUUGUUUGACUACAUUGUGGAAAGAAUUAACCAAGCCUUGCAGUUUACUGGGAAGCAGCACACUUUUAUCGGCGUCCUAGACAUUUAUGGCUUUGAAACUUUUGAUGUGAACAGUUUUGAACAAUUUUGUAUCAAUUAUGCUAAUGAAAAACUACAACAGCAAUUUAACCUGCAUGUCUUUAAACUUGAACAAGAGGAGUAUAUGAAGGAAGAUAUCCCAUGGACCCUAAUAGAUUUUUAUGACAAUCAACCAGCCAUUGACCUUAUUGAAGCUAAAAUGGGAAUAUUGGAGCUGCUAGAUGAAGAGUGCUUGUUACCUCAGGGAACAGAUGAGAAUUGGCUUCAAAAGCUGUAUAAUAAUUUUAUCAACAAGAACCCACUCUUUCAAAAGCCAAGAAUGUCAAACACAUCUUUUAUCAUCCAGCACUUUGCUGAUAAGGUAGAAUAUAAAUGUGAAGGUUUUUUGGAAAAAAACAGAGAUACAGUCUAUGAAGUUUUAAUUGAAAUUUUGAAAAGCAGCAAGUUUCAUCUCUGUGCAAACUUUUUUAAAGACAAUCCAGCACCCAUUUCACGCUUUGGUUCAGCUAUCAAAGUCAAACCUGCAAGACCAGUGGUCAAGGCCCCUAACAAACAGUUUCGGACAACAGUUGGCAAUAAGUUCCGCAGUUCUUUGUAUUUGCUUAUGGAGACACUUAAUGCAACCACGCCUCACUAUGUCCGAUGCAUAAAGCCAAAUGAUGAAAAGAUGCCAUUUGAGUUUGACUCCAAGCGGGUGGCUCAGCAGCUUCGAGCGUGUGGUGUUCUGGAAACUAUUCGAAUUAGUGCACAGAGCUAUCCUUCCAGGUGGACAUACAUAGAGUUUUUCAGCCGUUAUAGCAUUCUCAUGAUGCAGCUUGAACUCUCACUAAGUGACAAGAAAAAGGUUUGCAGAACUGUUUUGCAGCGGCUAAUCCAGGAUCCUAACCAGUAUCAGUUUGGGCGAACAAAAAUUUUCUUUAGAGCAGGGCAGGUUGCUUAUUUAGAAAAACUACGGGCAGACAAACUGAGGCAAGCAUGCAUCAUGAUCCAAAAGAAUGUCCGAGGCUGGCUGCAGCGGAAGAAAUUCCUCCAUGUCAGACGAGCGACUAUUAUAAUACAGCAGUACUUCCGUGGACAGCGGACUGUACGGCAAGCCAUAACUGCUACAGCCCUAAAGCAAACAUGGGCAGCUAUAGUCAUUCAGAAGUACUGUCGAGGAUACCUUGUCCGUAAACUUUGUCAGCUCAUCCAUGUGGCUGCUGUAACAAUUCAAGCUUAUACACGAGGAUUUUUAGCAAGGAAAAAAUACCGAAAGAUGCUCAAAGAACACAAGGCAGUUAUCCUUCAGAAGUAUGCCCGUGCCUGGCUUGCAAGGCGUAGAUUUCAAAACAUUCGGCGGUUUGUUUUGAAUAUUCAACUUUCAUACAGGGUUCAGCGAUUACAGAAGAAACUAGAGGACCAGAACAAAGAAAAUCAUGGCUUACUGGAGAAAUUGACCAGCCUAGCUUCAACUCAUGCACAUGACCUAGAUACAAUCCAGAAACUUGAAUUAGAACUUGAAAAAUUAACCACACAAAAAAAAAUCUCCGAGGAUAAAGGGAAGAAAUACAAGGAUGACAAGGAACAGAAAAUCUCAAAACUUGAGAAACAAGCUAAAGAAUUACACGAAGAGAAAGAAGUUUUACAAGCGAAGCUCCAAGAGAAAACAGAGGAAAUGAAAGAUAAAAUGGAUGACCUUACCAGACAACUCUUUGCUGAUGUACAAAAAGAAGAAAGACAAAGAAUAAUACUAGAGAAAAACUUCCAAAAUCAGAAGCAAGACUAUGAAAAAGAGAUUGAAUCACUGAAGGAGGAAAUUAAGACUCUCAGCAAAGAGAAAAUUCAGCUACAGCAUCAAAUUCAGCAAGAACUUAUUAUUCAGGAAGGCUUAAAAAUGGAAGCAGAACAGCUUACAAAACAGUUACAGAUAAUACCUGAAUUGCAAAAAGAAAUUGAACUCCUUCAGGCACAGAAAAUUGAUGUGGAAAAGCAGGCCCAAUCCCAGAAGCGAGAGAUGAGAGAGAAAAUGUCAGAAGUUGCAAAACAACUCCUUGACAGCUAUGACUUAGAAGAUGUAAGAAGCAGGCUCUCUACAGAAGAUUUGGAACAUUUAAAUGAAGAUGGAGAAAUUUGGUUUGCUUACGAGGGCCUGAAAAAAGCAACAAGAGUGUUGGAAAGUCAUUUCCAGUCUCAGAAAGACAUUUAUGAAAAAGAGAUUGAAGCUUUGAACUUUAAAGUUGAACAUCUCAGUCAAGAAAUUAACCAUUUACAGAAGCUAUUUAGGGAGGAAAACGACAUAAAUGACAGUAUUCAACUCGAAGUCAGCAGGCUAACAUCAGAAAACAUGGUGAUCCCAGACCUUAAACAGCAGAUUUCUGAACUGCAAAACCAAAAGAUGGAUCUUGAAAACCAUUUUCAAGAACAGACUGCAAAGAUGAAAGGAAAAAUGGAAGGAAUAUCUGAUCAGUUGCAUCAUAAUCUAUCAAAGGAAGGAACCCCAAGGAGAAAACUGGAAGCUGAGAAUGAAAUAUACACAAAAGAAAAAGAAAAGUUGAUUGCCACAAGCCAAGAAAUUCAGGAGACAAACGAUCACUUAAAGAAACAACAUGGAAAUGAAAUAAAGAGGCAGGAGGCAUCUCGCCUUGCUGUGGAAAACAUGGAGCUUGAAGAAAAGCUAGACAUGAAAGACAGGAUGAUAAAGAAACUGGAGGAUCAGAUCAAGACUCUUACCAAAACUAUUGAAAAGGCCAAUGAACUGCAUGUGCCAGCAGCACCUAAAGAAUACAUUGGAAUGAUGGAAUACAAAAAGGAAGAUGAAGGAAGAAUUGUUCAAAAUCUAAUUCUUGAUCUAAAGCCACGUGGUGUGGUAGUAAAUAUGAUACCAGGUCUUCCAGCUCACAUCCUAUUUAUGUGUGUGAGAUAUGCAGACUAUCUCAAUGAUGCUGAUAUGCUGAAAUCUUUCAUGAACAUAACCAUUAAUGGGAUCAAGCAAGUUAUUAAGGAACAUAUUGAAGAUUUUGAAAUGGUGUCUUUUUGGCUGUCCAAUACAUACUAUUUUCUUAACAGUCUGAAACAGUAUAGUGGGGAAGAGGAGUUCAUGAAGCACAACACUCCCCGUCAGAAUAAGAACUGUUUGAAGCAUUUUGAUCUUUCAGAGUACAGACAGAUACUUAGUGACUUGGCCAUUCAUAUCUAUCACCAGUUCAUCAUUGUAAUGGAGAACAACAUUCAGCCAAUGAUAGUGCCAGGCAUGCUUGAAUAUGAAAGUCUUCAGGGAAUUUCUGGCUUAAAACCAACAGGAUUCCGUAAACGUUCUUCUAGUAUAGAUGACACAGAUGCCUACACAAUGACUUCUAUCCUGCAACAACUCAGCUAUUUUUAUAGCACAAUGUGCCAGAAUGGCUUGGACUCUGAGCUUCUAAAGCAGGCAGUGAAACAGCUUUUCUUUCUCAUUGGAGCUGUCACCCUCAAUAGUCUCUUCCUCCGCAAGGACAUGUGCUCUUGUAGGAAAGGAAUGCAGAUAAGAUGCAAUAUCAGCUACUUAGAAGAAUGGCUUAAAGAAAAGAAUUUGCAGAACAGCACUGCUAAGGAAACCCUGGAGCCUCUCUCUCAGGCAGCCUGGCUCCUUCAGGUCAACAAGAUCACAGAUGAUGAUGCCAAGGAAAUAUGUGAAUGCUGUACAUCCCUGUCCACUGUGCAGAUAGUAAAGAUCCUCAAUUCAUACACUCCUAUAGAUGACUUUGAGAAAAGAGUGGCCCCAUCAUUUGUUCGUAAAGUCCAGGCCAUGCUAAAUAAUCGAGAAGAUAUGCCACAGUUGAUGCUAGACACCAAAUAUCUCUUUCAAGUGACGUUUCCCUUUACCCCCUCUCCAUAUGCACUGGAAACUAUACAAAUCCCCAGUAGUUUCAAACUUGGCUUCCUAACAAGAGUGUAAU